Molecule: messenger RNA, 3864 nt
Organism: Carassius auratus (goldfish)
Lineage: Eukaryota; Metazoa; Chordata; Actinopteri; Cypriniformes; Cyprinidae
Gene: fbxo11a
Product: F-box protein 11a
Exons: 22
Coding region: 228-2867 (879 amino acids)
Biological process (GO): regulation of apoptotic process; ubiquitin-dependent protein catabolic process
Molecular function (GO): protein binding; zinc ion binding
Source: RefSeq, a predicted model, not a curated record
GUGUGUUUGUGUGUGUGUAAAUGGCUCCUCCUAAAACAGUAAAUCGAGAUCGGAGCUCUCGGUCCGGAGCGCCUGGACAGUAAAAACCCUUUUCCCGGAGCCCAGCCCUAGCAGAUUCUCAGUGCAAUGCACUUGAGGCUUUUAUUUACAUUCUCCGAGCUCAGCACAGUGUAGGGAUCCAGAGGAAGGGGCUGCAGCGGUGUGUGUUUACACCAGAAACCCGUCAAAUGAACUCCGUCAGAGCGACGAGCCGCAGACCCCGGCGAGUGUCGAGGCCGCGCCCGGUGCCGCCGGACAGAAACAACGCAGAAGGAGAUGAGGAAGUGCCUGCCGAGAUGGUUGCAGAAGAAUCUGGUCAAGGUGCUCAAAAUAGUCCGUACCAACUACGAAGAAAAUCUCUGUUACCGAAGAGAACAGCUUGUCCAACCAAGACCAACAUGGAGGGUGCUUCCACAUCAACAACAGAAAACUUUGGGCAUCGGGCAAAACGUGCCAGAGUGUCAGGAAAAUCACAAGAUCUGCCUGUCACCCCAGCGGAGCAGUACCUGCAGGUGAAGCUUCCGGAUGAAGUGGUUCUGAAGAUCUUCUCCUAUCUGUUGGAGCAGGACCUGUGUCGAGCGGCCUGUGUGUGUAAACGCUUUACUGAACUGGCCAAUGACCCCAUCCUCUGGAAGAGACUCUACAUGGAGGUGUUCGAAUACACGCGUCCCAUGAUGCACCCCGAGUCCGGGAAGUUCUACCAGAUCAACCCUGAAGAGUAUGAACAGCCCAAUCCCUGGAAGGAGAGCUUUCAGCAACUGUAUAAAGGCGCUCACGUCAAGCCCGGCUUCGCUGAACACUUCUACAGCAACCCGGCCAGAUACAAGGGACGAGAAAACAUGCUGUAUUAUGACACCAUUGAAGACGCUCUGGGAGGAGUUCAGGAAGCACACUUUGACGGUUUGAUAUUUGUCCAUUCUGGGAUCUACACGGACGAAUGGAUCUACAUCGAGUCGCCCAUCACUAUGAUAGGAGCUGCGCCGGGGAAAGUAGCAGAUAAAGUCAUCAUCGAGAACACUAGAGAUUCAACGUUUGUGUUCAUGGAGGGGUCCGAGGACGCGUUUGUAGGAUAUAUGACAAUAAAGUUCAAUCCUGAUGACAAAUCAGCUCAACAUCACAACGCUCAUCACUGCCUGGAGAUCACCGUCAACUGCAGCCCCAUCAUUGACCACUGCAUCAUCCGCAGCACCUGCACAGUGGGCUCUGCAGUGUGUGUGAGCGGCCAGGGAGCGUCCCCCACCAUCAAACACUGUAACAUCAGUGACUGUGAGAACGUGGGGCUCUAUAUCACAGACCACGCACAGGGCAUUUACGAAGACAACGAGAUCUCCAAUAAUGCACUCGCAGGGAUCUGGGUGAAAAACCACGGCAAUCCCAUCAUCCGACGAAACCACAUCCAUCACGGCAGAGACGUCGGGGUGUUCACGUUUGACCACGGCAUGGGUUACUUCGAGAGCUGCAGCAUCCACAGGAACAGGAUAGCAGGUUUCGAGGUGAAGGCGUAUGCUAACCCUACGGUGGUGCGCUGCGAGAUCCAUCACGGACAGACGGGUGGCAUCUACGUGCACGAGAAGGGCCGAGGCCAGUUCAUCGAGAACAAGAUCUAUGCAAACAACUUUGCGGGCGUAUGGAUUACCUCAAACAGCGACCCCACGAUCAGGGGUAACGCCAUAUUCAAUGGCAACCAGGGCGGUGUUUACAUAUUCGGCGACGGCCGAGGACUCAUUGAAGGGAACGACAUCUACGGUAACGCUUUAGCUGGAAUCCAGAUCCGGACCAACAGCUGCCCGAUCGUCCGGCACAACAAGAUCCACGAUGGACAGCACGGAGGCAUUUAUGUGCAUGAGAAGGGUCAGGGAGUGAUCGAGGAGAACGAGGUGUACAGUAACACGUUAGCCGGUGUGUGGGUGACCACGGGAAGCACACCUGUACUGCGCAGAAACAGGAUACACAGCGGGAAACAGGUGGGCGUUUAUUUUUAUGAUAACGGUCACGGUGUGCUGGAAGACAAUGACAUCUAUAACCACAUGUACUCUGGAGUUCAGAUCAGAACUGGCAGCAAUCCCAAAAUUAGGCGCAAUAAGAUCUGGGGUGGACAGAACGGAGGAAUUCUUGUUUACAACUCAGGUUUAGGCUUUAUCGAAGACAACGAGAUCUUUGACAACGCCAUGGCCGGGGUUUGGAUCAAGACCGACAGUAACCCCACGCUCCGCAGAAACAAGAUCCACGACGGGAGGGACGGAGGGAUCUGCAUCUUCAACGGAGGACGAGGACUGUUGGAGGAGAACGAUAUCUUCAGGAACGCUCAGGCUGGAGUCCUCAUCAGUACUAACAGUCACCCUGUGCUGCGCAAGAACAGGAUAUUCGACGGCUUUGCUGCUGGUAUCGAGAUCACGAAUCAUGCGACGGCGACAUUAGAAGGCAAUCAGAUCUUCAACAACCGCUUCGGUGGAUUGUUUCUCGCGUCUGGCGUCAACGUCACGAUGAAAGACAACAAAAUCAUGAACAAUCAGGAUGCCAUAGAGAAAGCAGUGAGCAGAGGUCAGUGCCUGUACAAGAUUUCCAGUUACACCAGCUAUCCAAUGCACGAUUUUUACAGGUGUCACACCUGUAACACCACAGACCGCAACGCCAUCUGUGUGAACUGCAUCAAGAAGUGCCAUCAGGGGCACGACGUGGAGUUCAUCAGACACGACAGGUUUUUCUGUGACUGCGGCGCAGGGACUCUGUCGAACCCUUGCACACUAGCUGGAGAGCCGACGCACGACACAGACACACUGUACGAUUCAGCACCUCCUAUAGAGUCCAACACACUUCAGCACAACUGAACCCAGACCAGAGAGAUUACACGCUAGAAAUAAUUCAAUUUGAUUCAGAGAAACUCUUUGAGGAAAGAAAGAGAGGAAACAUUUCUAUUUAAACAGACGUGGAGCUGUGGUUUCUCCCUGCCGCUCUCGGACUCAGGAUUUCUGGGGAAUGAGGACGAUCUGAGCCACACGAGAGGAACGGACCCAGAGCGGAUAGACUCGAUGCUUUCCAUGCAGCUGUCACCGCGCUCUUGUAUAUGUACAGAAAAAAAAUGACCCAGCACUUCAGUUCUGCUUUCAUUUAGUUUUUUUUAAAGAGGUUUGAUUUUAAUGCUUUCUCAUGUAGUUUUGUAUUUUCAAGCAAAAAUCUUAAAUGUACUUGAAUGUCUUUUUAUUUUAUUAUAAGUGUAUUAAUUUCAGGGUUGUUUAUACCUUUGAUCGCUGUGUUUGUUUUCAUGCCGCAGGAUGUAUGUUCUUUCUGUGAAAGAGAUUUGAGGAAAAAAGAGAAGAGAGAGAGAAACACUAAGUAUUCUCCAGCAAUGUUUUGAGUGUGAACGUGAUCCGAGACUGGCCGUAACAAUUCGGCUCAUGCAUCGGAAGUGAUUUAAAUGAUUAACCCCGCCCCUUUAUCCUGAUUGGAUGAGGACCAUUCCGUAAGACGCCAGACUUGCGAAAGCACCGUGUUCUCGCGCAGCUUCGCUCCGAAUGCCGCGAGCGAGGUGACGUGAUCUCGAGAGACAUUGCUGGAGAUUUUUAAGAGGCUUCGUGCUGAUCUGAAGCUCUGAUGAAUAUCUGUACAGCUUUUUUUUGUGUGCCCCCCCCCCCCAUCCAUCUGUAUUUGGUGACCGUGGGUUCUCAUACAGCCUGAAUUGUUGUAUGCAUGUUCCAUGACAUCUAGACUUAAUAUAUUGUGAAGUACUCAAUAACCAUUAUGUAGCUGUUAGCAAUUAAUCAAAAGUUUAAUUUCCUAGUCAAAGAGGAACGUGUUACAUUUUUAAAAUAAACUUUAUUAGAUCAU